This is a messenger RNA of Suillus plorans, 1710 nucleotides long. RefSeq lists its product as uncharacterized. The coding region runs from base 1 to 1710 and encodes 569 amino acids. Gene Ontology annotation, molecular function: metallocarboxypeptidase activity. The record is from RefSeq and is a predicted model, not a curated record. The transcript is spliced from 15 exons. Gene Ontology annotation, cellular component: fungal-type vacuole lumen. NCBI's taxonomy places the organism in Eukaryota, Fungi, Basidiomycota, Agaricomycetes, Boletales, Suillaceae.
AUGAGUGAUGUAGGGACCGAUAACUGGGUAUUCAAAGUCUACUACUACUGUUUACAAGUGCAUGGAAUACCCUUGAAUGGUUCCACUAUCGGCACCCUCGAGAAUGGCGUAGAUUUGUGCCCUCAGGUGGACGAACUUGUUCCCGAGAAGAAUGGAGUGGUCUGGGAAAGUAUUCAACACGUGUACAGUACUGAAGAGUUCAAAACGAGAGCUAUAGACUGGCUUGGGGGAGCUGUGCGAAUUCCCACAGAAACGUUCGAUGACAUGGGAGAUGUGACAGAGCCCAUUUGGGAGAAGUUUUUCCCGUUACAUGAUUAUCUGAAAGACUCAUUCCCUUUACUGUACUUCACAUCGUGUGCCAGUCACUCAAACUUGGAACUUACGAAAGUCAACACAUACGGACUGUUAUACGUAUGGAAAGGCUCAGACAGUGCUUUGAUGCCACUCCUCCUCGCUGCUCACCAGGACGUGGUCCCUGUGUCAGAAACGACAAUCAAUGAAUGGCAGCAUCCUCCAUUCUCCGGUUACUUUGAUGGGGAGAGUCUUUGGGGUCACGGGUCGUGCGAUGAUAAGAGCGGUCUAAUCAGGAUCAUGUCUGCGAUUGAAUCUAUGCUAGAGAACGGCUUCAAGCCGACUCGCACAGUUGUGAUCGCGUCAGGAUUUGACGAGGAAGUAAGUGGAAUACGGGGUGCGUCUUCCCUAGCUACCGAAAUGAUAGAGAGAUUUGGAGAAAAUGCCUUUGCCAUGCUUCUCGACAAAGGCUCCGGGUACGGUGAGGUAUAUGGUCGUGUUAUUGCAGUACCUGCAAUUGCCGAGAAAGGUACCUUGAACGUCCAAAUCAAAGUUACAUCUCCCGGUGGCCAUUCUAGCCUUCCUCCACCUCAUACAAGCAUCGGUAUGCUUGCAGAGCUCCUUGUGCAGUAUGAGAAAAACCCCUUCGAGACCCACUUGACAAGAGGAUCACCGACUUACAGGAACGCUCAAUGCAUGGCUCAAUACGCUCCAGGCGUCAGUUCCUCGUUAAAGGAACACAUGUUGCAUGCAGAGCACUGCGAUGAAGCGCUUCGUGCCGCUCAGGAGGAACUCUUUAAGGACCGUACUUUCAUGAGUCUUGUCGGCACUACUCAAGCUAUCGAUCUCGUGGACGGUGGAGUGAAGGUAAACGCUCUCCCAGAACAGGCGUGGGCCAUUGUGAAUCACCGGAUUUCUACAGAAAGUUCUAUUGCCGCCACAAAAGUGCGCAACAUCGAAUUGUUGAAAUCUCUCGCAAACAACUUCAAUCUGUCUUACACGGCUUUUGGUAGCUAUGUUUCCAAUGAGGAUGCGCCUUCAUAUGGCGCCUUGACCCUUUCCACUGCGUUUGGUGACGGCUUGGAGCCAGCACCAGUCACUCCGUCUGGCGAAGAUGCUGCACUGUUUCGGCUUUUAUCUGGGACUAUCAAAGCAGCCUACAACUCCCAUAUAAAUAUUUCUGGUUCAGAUGCAAUCAUUGUGAGCCCAGGCAUCAUGUCCGGUAACACAGAUACACGGUUCUAUUGGAAGUUGACUGACCAUAUUUUCCGGUAUGGUCACCUUGAGGCAGCCGGAUCACUGUUGUUCAAUUCCCCGCUGUUCGUCUUGGUCGCCAUCGAAGGAUGCUCCUCCUGCGUAGGAGCAUUUACAGAUGUUGCAUUCAAUGCAGCCACAUCUCCAAUAAUAACUGCUGUCUGA